AUGUCCGCCCUCCUCUCCGCCCUGAAGACAAAACUCGGCGAGUAUAUGCUCUCCCUUCCGGAUGGCGCCGCCGAAUACGAGGACUACGAGGCCUGGGCGCGAGGUUUCGCCAAGCGAGUGGCUGUUUUAGAUCGCUCAGCGCGUGGGCAAGACCUUCCCGAACUCGCUGACUGGAUUGCCGAGGCCGAGCGUGGCCUCGACCACAUGGCCACCGAUGACUGGCUGGCCUGGGGAACGCGUAUCCUACCUCAACGGGCGGCGCGCUUUGCCACGCAGCAACAGCGACAAGCGGCCGAAGCACAGGCCCUGGAGGAGGAAUCGGCACGGGUCGCUAUUGCCGAACGCGAGGCUGAGGAGGCUGAGGUGGCGCGGGCUGCUGCUGCCCUGCGUGUCGCCGAAGAGGAUCGUCAGCGUCGCCGGGAGGCCUUGGUGGAGGCCAUGUUUGAUGGAUCGAUGGAUCCGGAAGAGGGGGACCGCCAAAUGGCCGUGCUGGAGGCAGAGUCUGCCGGCCUUCUCCCUCUCUUCCUUCCCUCUCCCUCUGACGCUCCCACUCUUUCUGAUGCUCCCGCUCCCGCCGCUUCAUCUUCCCUCCUCCCGCUCCCUGCUGACGCCGGCCUUGCUUCCACGACUGAGGCCCUGGGUCGCAUGAGCGUGGACUCGACCCUCCCUACUCCGUCGGCCGAUUCGAAGGGAAAGCAGCGCGCCGGCGCCGUUAUCGUUGAGUUCGCUCGGCAGCGAACACCAACCGAGGGUCGGGUGGUCCUCCCGCUUCGUCUUGGAGCGGGCCGAAUGUCAACCGUUCGGUCCCCUGUAGAGCGGAACGGAGCCGGGAAGCUUCUUCAGGAUCCCCCAGGCCUGUUGCCGGGUGACGUUCUUGCCGAGUACGCUUGCCAUCGGUGCGCGACCGAGUUCGCCACAGUCGCCCCUCGGUGCUACACCCGACCGGGCCAGGUCUCAUGCCUCAAGUGCGCCGACGAUCGCAAGGGGUGUAGCUUUCAGCCUGGGUGGACGUCGAAGGAGAAGGGGAAAGGCCAGGUGAAGGCGAAGUCGGGUGCGAAAUCGGUGGAGAAUGAGCGGCCGAUGAAGAAGCGUAAGGUGGAGGUACUGGUCCCUGAGCGGUCGGCUGGUGAGAGCAUCGCACGGUCAAAAGCCGUUCGGAGUAGGAAGCCGGUCAAGCGCCUUCUGACUACUACUCAGCGCCUUCCUGUCCCCUCUCGCUCCAGUCGCCCUACUCGCCCGACCUCUACCGCCGCCCCUUCCCCCGAGCUUUUACGCCUGUCACCGUCCAUUGCCCGUGGUGUCGUGUCCGAGAUCAGAUAUCGGAUUGCCGUGGCUGAGGGAUCGCGCACCUUCUUGGCGCGCUCGAUUACAAUGUGGAGAGCCGAGUUGGAGGCCCUUGAGGCUCGGUCGGGUCCUUCAGCACCUUCAGACGUUGUCCUGGUCGAGGAUUUGUCGGAGGCCGAUGAUUCUGGCAGGUCGGAGUCGGGUGAUUUCGUGCCCGAUGACUGA
Molecule: messenger RNA, 1509 nt
Organism: Heterobasidion irregulare TC 32-1
Lineage: Eukaryota; Fungi; Basidiomycota; Agaricomycetes; Russulales; Bondarzewiaceae
Exons: 4
Coding region: 1-1509 (502 amino acids)
Source: RefSeq, a predicted model, not a curated record